Kogia breviceps (pygmy sperm whale) is the source of this 3776-nucleotide messenger RNA. Lineage: Eukaryota; Metazoa; Chordata; Mammalia; Artiodactyla; Physeteridae. The record is from RefSeq and is a predicted model, not a curated record.
GGAGGGCUGGCCCAGGCUGCGCUGGGCUCGGGGCGUGAGUCCUGCACCGGCGCUAGCGGAGGCCCCGGGACAGUCACUUGCGCCCGCCCGGGGACGGCGUGCGCCGAGGGACCCGGGGACCCCCGUCUGGGGCGGGGGCCACGCUGAGGCGCCGCCCACGCCGCGCUCCAGUCAGCCAGCGUCCUGGUCAUGGAGGACUGCAACGUGCACUCGGCUGCCAGCAUCCUGGCCUCAGUGAAGGAGCAGGAGGCCCGCUUCGAGCGGCUGACACGGGCAUUGGAGCAGGAACGGCGCCACGUUGCCCUGCAGCUGGAGCGUGCCCAGCAGCCUGGCAUGGGCAGCGGUGGUGUGGGCAGUGGGCAGCCCUUGUCGAUGGCCUGGCAACAGCUUGUCCUGCAGGAGCAGAGCCCAGGCAGCCAGGCCUCUCUGGCCAUGAUGCCAGAGGCGCCUGAGGUGCUGGAGGAGACAGUGACGGUGGAAGAGGACCCUGGCACCCCCACCUCCCAUGUGUCCAUCGUCACGUCGGAAGAUGGCACCACUCGUCGCACUGAGACCAAGGUCACUAAGACAGUCAAGACGGUGACCACUCGAACAGUGCGCCAGGUGCCCGUGGGCCCCGAUGGCCUCCCCCUGCUGGACGGUGGCCACCCACUGGGCCCCUUCACCGACGGCCCCCUGGACCGACACUUCCUGCUGCGCGGGGGUGGCAUGGCGGCCACGCUCUCCCGCACCUGCCUUGGCAGCGGGGGCGGCUUUCCUGACGAGCCCCGCGACGUCCCCAGCUAUGGCAGCCUGUCCCGUGGGCUGGGUGUGCGGCCUCCGCGCGGAGGCCCCCUGGGCCCAGGCCCCGGUGAUGGCUGCUUCACGCUGCCCAGCCGCCGGGAGGCCUUCCCCGCGGGCCCUGAGCCUGGGCCGCCAGCCGGCCGCUCCCAGCCCGAGCGGUUCCAGGCAGAGCCGUAUGGCUUGGAGGACGACACUCGCAGCCUGGCUGCUGAGGACGAGGGGGGCCCGGAGCUGGAGCCUGACUGUGGCACAGCCGCGCGGAGGAGGCCUGACUGUGGGCGGGGCCUGCGCACCAGGGCCUACGAGGACGUGGCAGGCGAUGGCGGUGAGCUGAUGGAAGAGCGGCCCCCCUUCCCAGCCACGACGGCACCCCUGGCCCAGCCGGAACAUGGCAGCCUGGGCAGCCUGGACCGGGCAGUACGGCGCUCUCCCUCGGUGGACAGUGCCCGCAAGGAGCCGCGCUGGCGGGACCCCGAGCUGCCCGAGGUGCUGGCCAUGCUGCGGCACCCCGUGGACCCCGUGAAGGCCAACGCGGCCGCCUACCUGCAGCACCUGUGCUUCGAGAAUGAGGGUGUCAAGCGCCGUGUGCGGCAGCUGCGGGGGCUGCCGCUGCUUGUGGCCCUGUUGGACCACCCGCGGGCAGAGGUGCGGCGCCGGGCCUGUGGGGCGCUGCGGAACCUCUCGUAUGGCCGGGAUGCUGACAACAAGGCCGCCAUCCGGGACUGCGGUGGUGUGCCUGCCCUGGUGCGCCUGCUGCGGGCCGCCCGUGACAGCGAGGUCCGCGAGCUCGUCACAGGCACACUCUGGAACCUGUCGUCCUACGAACCCCUGAAGAUGGUCAUCAUUGACCACGGUCUGCAGACGCUGACCCACGAGGUCAUUGUGCCACACUCGGGCUGGGAGCCAGAGCCCAACGAGGACUCCAAGCCACGGGACGCUGAGUGGACGACUGUCUUCAAGAACACAUCAGGCUGCCUGAGGAAUGUGAGCUCAGAUGGUGCAGAGGCCCGGCGGCGACUCCGUGAGUGUGAGGGGCUGGUGGACGCACUCCUGCACGCCCUGCAGUCAGCUGUGGGCAGGAAGGACACGGACAACAAGUCGGUGGAGAACUGCGUGUGCAUCGUGCGGAACCUCUCCUACCACGUGCACAAGGAGGUGCCAGGGGCUGACAGGUACCAGGAGGCCGAGUCCAGGCCCCCGGGCAGUGCCAUGGGUGCCCAGCGCCGGAGGAGGGAGGACGCCGGCUGCUUUGGUGGCAAGAAGGCCAAAGAAGAGUGGUUCCAUGAAGGGAAGAGGGAUGGUGAGAUGGAACGGAACUUUGACACUCUGGACCUACCCAAGCGGACUGAGGCUGCCAAAGGCUUCGAGCUGCUGUACCAGCCCGAGGUAGUGCGUCUCUACCUGUCCCUCCUGACCGAGAGUCGGAACUUCAACACUCUGGAGGCUGCGGCCGGUGCUCUGCAGAACCUCAGUGCCGGCAACUGGGUGUGGGCCACGUACAUCCGCGCCAUGGUGCGCAAGGAGCGCGGGCUGCCGGUGCUGGUGGAGCUGCUGCAGUCGGAGACCGACAAGGUGGUGCGCGCUGUCGCCAUCGCCCUGCGCAACCUCUCGCUGGACCGGCGCAACAAGGACCUCAUCGGUGAGGGCGGGGAUGGGGGUCUGGGGCCCGGGCCACCCGCUCCUCGCGGCCCCCCUCCUGCCGGCGCCGGAGCGUCCUCACAGCCCCUGCCUGCAGGGAGCUAUGCCAUGGCCGAGCUUGUGCGAAACGUGCGCAGCGCGCAGGCACCCACACAGCCUGGGGCCUGUCUGGAGGAGGACACAGUGGUGGCCGUGCUCAACACCAUCCACGAGAUCGUGUCUGACAGCCUGGACAACGCCCGCUCGCUGCUGCAGGCCCGCGGUGUGCCUGCGCUGGUGGCACUUGGCGCCUCCAGCCAAUCGGUGCGCGAGGCGAAGGCCGCAUCCCACGUGCUGCAGACGGUGUGGAGUUACAAGGAGCUGCGUGGUGCCCUGCAGAGGGACGGCUGGACCAAGGCACGCUUCCAGUCGGGUUCUGCUAAUGCCAAGGGCCCCAAGGCACCACCGAGUCCCGGAGGCUUGGACGAUAGCACGCUGCCGCUGGUGGACAAGAGCCUGGACAGCGAGAAGCCAGGCAGCCGAGACGUGAUCCCCAUGGAAGCACUUGGCCCAGAUGGAUACUCCGCCGUUGACCGGAGGGAGUGCAGGCCUCGAGGCAGUGACCCUGCAGGGGAGGCCUCUGAGAAGGAUUUGUUGAAAGGCCUGAGCCCAGCCGUUUGCUCUUAGGGUCUGAUCUUGGAAGAAGGGACCUCGGGGAAAGGACCUCCAGGCAGCCUGCGCAGACCCCGCCAUGGAGCUGGGAGCCCCGGGCGGUGGGGGUAGGCAGCUCCUCUUUCCCUGGAGCUGUGGGUUCUGGACACGACUGCCCUCCCGCCCUCGCUCCCCCCUUCUAACUCCCGGGCGAGUUAGUUUACUGAUAUGGUGCUUUGUGCCAGUGGGAGCCUGGCGGGACCCAGGGCCAGGCACCCGGCUUUGCUUUGGGGCUGCCGGGGCCCCUGAGGAGCUGGGUGGGGGUGGGGCCCUGGGGCCCCACAGCCAGGCAGGGAGGGGGCUCAGUGAAGGGAGUCUGAACCCAAGGGUGGAGGGGCUUCCCUGGGCCCUGAGUGGGGGGCGACCCACAGAGAGGCUUUGGAGGGCCCUGCCCACCCCCGGAUGCCUGGAGCGCCUUCCCUGCUCGGCUCUGGCCCCUGAGUAGCGCCUCUGGGACUGACCUUUGGCAGCAGUAGUGGGGGACUGCUGUUCAGUGCCUCCUGUUUGUGACUUAAAAACAAGAAAAACACUAAUGAAAACAAUUAAAAACAAAACCAAAAUGAGACUAUGGGUAAACAUCUAAAUUUUUGUAAGAAAAAUUAAAAAUUUAAAAUAACAACAAAGGAACCUCCUGUCUUCCGAGGCUCAGCUGUCUCCGUGAGCCG